Molecule: messenger RNA, 378 nt
Organism: Gilbertella persicaria
Lineage: Eukaryota; Fungi; Mucoromycota; Mucoromycetes; Mucorales; Choanephoraceae
Product: ribosomal protein L35A
Exons: 3
Coding region: 11-331 (106 amino acids)
Biological process (GO): ribosomal large subunit biogenesis; cytoplasmic translation
Cellular component (GO): cytosolic large ribosomal subunit; ribosome
Molecular function (GO): structural constituent of ribosome
Source: RefSeq, a predicted model, not a curated record
AUAGUUAGACAUGGGAUCCGAUCGUCUUUACAGCAAGGGCCGUGUUUUGGGUUUCGAACGUGCUAAGCGUAACCAAAACCCCAACACCUCUCUCAUUCAAGUUGAAGGUGUCCAAACCACCAAGGAUGCUCAAUUCUACCUCGGUAAGCGUGUUGCCUACGUUUACCGUGCUCAACGUGAAAUCAACGGUUCCAAGAUCCGUGUCAUCUGGGGUCGUAUUGCUCGUACUCACGGUACUAACGGUGUUGUCAAGGCUCGUUUCCGUAAGAACUUGCCCCCUAAGGUGUUUGGUGCUUCUGUCCGUGUUAUGCUCUACCCUUCCAACAUCUAAGUGUGUUAAAAAGAAUAAAAAAGAAAUGACUCUAUCUUUUUUCCAUA